GGAGGAAAUGACUGUGACUGGAGGAGGAGGAGAGAGCCAUGAUCAAGGUUGUAUGCAAUGACCAGCCGGGCAAGAAGGUCCAUGUGAAAUGCAACAUGAAUGACAGGAUAGGAGACCUGAAGAAACUGAUUGUGGCUCAAACGAGCAACCGCUGGAACAAAAUUGUCCCAAAGAAAUGGUUCAAAAUCUUCAAGGACUACUACAUUUCCCUGGGUGACUAUGAACUCCAUGAUAGAAUGAACUUGGAGCUUUAUUAUCAUAGAAGCAGCAGGUCUGCCAACUCUGUUACUCCCACCCCCGUUUUCAAAGUCUUAUUAAUACAAAUCAUUUAA
Monodelphis domestica (gray short-tailed opossum) is the source of this 332-nucleotide messenger RNA. Lineage: Eukaryota; Metazoa; Chordata; Mammalia; Didelphimorphia; Didelphidae. The record is from RefSeq and is a predicted model, not a curated record.